Brassica oleracea var. oleracea is the source of this 629-nucleotide messenger RNA. RefSeq lists its product as uncharacterized. The coding region runs from base 83 to 460 and encodes 125 amino acids. The transcript has a single exon. The record is from RefSeq and is a predicted model, not a curated record. Lineage: Eukaryota; Viridiplantae; Streptophyta; Magnoliopsida; Brassicales; Brassicaceae.
UAUAGAUUCUUUAAGAAAUGAACACAGUAAAAUAUAGUUUGAUCUAAAUCAAAUUACGUUGAGGGAAAAUUAAUCGUUUAACAUGGCAAAAAUCUCAUUUGUAAUUCUCGUUGUGGCCCUCAUUGCCUUUCUACGUGUCUCUGAGGCUCAAUCUUCGAAAGAUCGCGACGAAAAAAAAAUUGAAAAUGACCUGCAUGAAGCAAAGGACUUGAUCGAAGAGGACUUGAAGGAAAAGGAAAAGAACAUCAAGAGCUUGGAAGACGAGGUGAAUAUGUUAACCAAAUCUGAGAAGAUGUUGAAUGACAUCGGAGAAGCUCACAAAAAAGGUGAGAGUCUAGAACCUUACGGGAAAAAGCUCAAGAAAUUCAACAGGAAGGUCAAGCAGGCACCAAAGGCAAAGAGAGGAUCCGUAGUUCAAAACAUUUUGAAGGAUUUGGGAUUAAACGGAGGGAGAAACUGAAACAAUAACUAGGGUUUGAUGGAUGUUUUGAUGCGUUUAGGAAGUUUCAAAUUGGCUUUGCAAAUGAGAUGAGCAAAUAUCUUUCCCAUUGUAUAUAUUUAUUUAACUACAUCAACUGAAUAAUAAAUCAAUUGUAAUACAAUUUAAUGUAUUACUUAUAUUAUCUAUC